Molecule: messenger RNA, 1122 nt
Organism: Candida albicans SC5314
Lineage: Eukaryota; Fungi; Ascomycota; Pichiomycetes; Serinales; Debaryomycetaceae
Exons: 1
Coding region: 1-1122 (373 amino acids)
Source: RefSeq, a predicted model, not a curated record
AUGACUAUCUACAAGACAGCAUUGACCAUCCCUGUCAGAGACAGUGGAUUAUUCUCAAUUAUGUCCAAUUAUUUUAUUAUUAACAAGUUGAUCAAGACCUUGUAUCCUACAUUGACGUCCUUGCCUAAUUAUGGUAAAAAAUACGACAAACAAAGUUAUUGGCUCGUGGAAAGCAAAGAUAGAAAACCAAGUGACCCUGUUUUGAUCUUUUUGCAUGGUGGUGGUUAUUUUGUUCAGACCAUGCCCUCACAAAUAGAGUCAUUGUUGAGCAUUUAUCAUUUACUUGAAGAGCCCCAGAAGAGCAAGUUGUCAAUUUUAGUUUUGGAUUAUAAGUUGGCCUGUCAUGGAUACAAAGUUCCUUAUCAAUUGACAGAAUUAAUCGACACCUACACCAAUUUGGUAAAAGAUGGCAGUAAGAACAUUUUGUUAAUGGGUGAUUCUGCUGGUGGCAAUUUAGCUUUGAUUUUCUUGCAAUCUUUAAAAAUAGACAAAUUGAGUUUGCCAUACCCGUCAAGUGUAUUAUUAAUCAGUCCUUGGGUUAAACUUGCACCUGAUAAUUUCCAGAAUACACCUGGUAAUUCAUACUAUGACAACGCUGCUCAUGACAUGCUUCCAUUUAAUCUGCAUUCCAGUGAAUUGUUAGAAUCUCUUUUGGGAGACUCACGUGUAUACUCUUUAACCAUUUCACCAGGUAACUGUCCUUAUAAUGAAACCGAUUGGAAAGACAUUCCUUCAUUGAAUCAUCCAGGCUAUUCUGUUUUUGUGAUUACCGGAGAACACGAAUGUUUCCGAGACGAUAUUUUGGAAUGGGCUAAUCAUUCAUUACAAUCUCCAUUGACACCACAAAAAGGUGAUUCCCAAGGUCGUUUCAAUCCAAAGAUUCAUCAGUAUAUUAGAGACACUCCGGACACUGCUUAUGCAGAAGUUUUGAUAGAACCAUGUGGUGUUCACGAUUCUGUUUUGUAUUUUGAAAACAGCAUUAUAUCUAUACUUAAAAAUAAUCCUAGAUUGAAUGCAAAAUCUUUGGAUAAGGUAGAGUAUUUCGGAAUUACUAAAGUUGUGGAUUUCUUAAACAAGACAUUGUCAAGUGAAGAGAAAAAAGGGGUAAAGCCAUUGUUAUAG